Hippocampus zosterae (dwarf seahorse) is the source of this 1326-nucleotide messenger RNA. Its product is annotated as synaptogyrin-3-like. Gene Ontology annotation, cellular component: neuromuscular junction; synaptic vesicle membrane. The transcript is spliced from 4 exons. The record is from RefSeq and is a predicted model, not a curated record. The coding region runs from base 219 to 938 and encodes 239 amino acids. Lineage: Eukaryota; Metazoa; Chordata; Actinopteri; Syngnathiformes; Syngnathidae.
CGAAACUGACGUCAGUCUGACUGUGACGUCAUCGCCAGGCUGCUGGAGGCUGCUGCGGCGGCUGCGCACAGCGGCGCACAGCUGCUUCUGUCGCCGUCUCGUCCGCUUCUCUCGGCAGGGCGAAGGAGCCGCGCUAAGCCGGUGGAGGUCGUCGCUUCGCUCGAAAAGGGUGGCUGGAGCCGGGUGUGGGGGGCCAGGGGCUCGUCCCGCCGGCCACAAUGGAGCCAGCGGCUGUCUACGGAGCCGCCAAAGCCGGGAAGGUCGUCUUCGACCCGGUCGCUUUCUUUACGCAUCCGCGGACCAUCAUGAGGCUGUUAUCGUGGGUGUUCUCCAUGGUGGUAUUCAGCUGCAUCGUCAACGAGGGUUACGUCAACAUCGGCAGCGAGCGUCUGCUGUGCGUGUUCAACAAGAACGCCGACGCGUGCAACUUUGGGGUGACGGUGGGCGUGGCCUGCUUCCUGGCCAGCGCCUUCUUCCUCCUCCUGGACGCCGUCUUCCCGUCCUUCAGCAGCCUGGCGGACAGACGGCGCGCCGUGCUGCUUGACCUCGUCUGCUCAGGCAUGGCCAGCUUCCUGUGGUUCGUGGGGUUCUGCUUCCUGGCCAACCAGUGGCAGGCGACGUCGCCGGACGAGCUGCCGUUGUCGCAGGGCGCUGACGCCGCCCGAGCCGCCAUCGCCUUCUGCUUCUUCUCCAUCAUCACAUGGACGGUGCUGACUCUGAGCGCCCUGCGGCGUUUCCUGUCGGGCUCGCACGCCAACCUGUUCACGUGGCAGCACCUGGACGCCGCCCCCGGCCACGCCCGGGCCACGCCCUACCCCAUCGCCAACGGCGCCACCAUCGUCACCACCAAGCCCUACCAAGCCCCGUCCUUCACCGAGACCCUGGACCCGCAGAAGCUCACGCAGCAGCAGCACAGACCCGUAGCGCCCGCCUUCUAACGCCCGUAACUAAGGCCAGGAUCUUGUUGCCACGGCAACCUGCUUUCUUUGCUCUUGUGUGCUUGCGCACGCACGCACGAUCUCUCUCUCUCUCACACACACACAGGCACACAUGAGCAUGUUCUUUUAGUGUAGAAGACAUCUUAAGAAAAGGACAUUUUUAGUGGAAGCAUUUCAUUGGCUCACAGCGUGAUUGACAGACAGCAAUAGGUGGGCGGGAUUUGCGGGAUAUAAGAAAAAAAAAGGCAAGUCAGCAGCUUCCUGAAUGUUCCGCUCUGUUUGAAAUAUUCAUGUGAUUUAAUAUUUCAUUGUGAUAUGCUCAAGUGUAUGUCUGAUGAAAAAUGGAACUUAAAAAAAAAAAGGAAAUAAAACUAGCAUCACCAUCAAA